Peronospora farinosa is the source of this 2100-nucleotide messenger RNA. NCBI's taxonomy places the organism in Eukaryota, Oomycota, Peronosporomycetes, Peronosporales, Peronosporaceae. The record is from the annotation of a GenBank genome assembly.
AUGGCGACAUCAGCAGCGCUGCAGGCCCGUGUGCACAAACUUCUGAGCUCCCGAACAGAGCUGGAAGCCACUAAAACUCUUCUAGACACGCUCGUGAAGGACGGGACGAGCUUAAAUGCGUCUUUUAUGCAGCUCCAGACGCCCACGUUGGCGACAUUGCGACGUAAUUUACGCUCAAGUCUCGAGACGCAGCAAUUGACGCUCGCUCAGACGGCAUUGGACGGUUUAGACCGGACAUUAGAGCAAGUAUCAGAUCUAGUCACUAAAGUGGAUACACUGGACUAUAAAUGUGACGAGGUACACAAUUUUUUAGAAGUGACCAAAAAGGAAACAGAGCAGGUACAGACGGAAGCGGCAAAUUUAGCUACAAAAAGAGAUACUGUACAGGAACAGUGGAAAGAGACCAAAGUGUUUUUGGCUCGGUAUCAAUUAACAGAAGAAGAAAUAGGCAUUUUAUAUGCAGAACAGCUAAUGGACGAUCAAAUGGACGUUUUUUUCAGUACGUUGGAACGAGCUCAACAAGUUAUUGAGGACUGCAAAGAGCUGGUAGGAAGAGGCGACGUGACUUGCGGAUUGGAGCUAUUAAAUGCAGUAAGCACAUACCAAGAAGCUGGUUAUGAGAGACUAUACCAUUGGACAGCCAAAAAGUGUGUGGAAAUGGACGGAGAGCCGAGCAAUUUCCUGCAUCGAGCUAUUGCACUUCUUAGUGAUCGUGAAGAGUUUUACAACUAUUGCAAAGAGAGUUUGACAGUGUCGCGACGGUCACUAAUAGUCCGUCGCUUUAUCAUGGCGUUGACGGUGGGUGGACCAAACGGCAUCCCACGACCAAUUGAGAUGCACGCACAUGAUCCAGUGCGAUACUGUGGUGAUAUGCUCGCGUGGAUUCACCAGGCCAUUGCCACGGAGAGUGAAUUCUUCCGCGUGCUCUUUGAUGGCGAUAUGGAGUUUAAUCCUUCGGCUGCUACUGAGUCUACGCAAUUAAGCGAGGCAAUGAGCAGAAUGACAACUGAUGAUACCUUGCUACAGACGGACAAAUCGCAGGGAUCUACUGAUGUUGCUGCUGAAGAAAUUUGCACGACCAUGGUCGGACGUGCGUUUGAUGGUGUGUCACGGCCACUACAAGUUCGUGUUGAGCAGACCCUUAGCUCUCCACACUGCAUUGUGACUGCCUGCAAGUUGGUUCAUCUGCUAGUUUUUUACACCCACAAGUUUGACAAGCUGAUAGGACACGCCGAUCUUGCGCGUGCUCUUCAGCACUGUCGUGAGAUCGCAAACGAAACGUUCCGCCACCAGUUUCAGCAACUUGUAGAUGCCGUUGCAGCUUCGGCACAGGAUUAUACCGCCAACCUCGCAGCAACGCACGUCACGAUGGAUGUUUCACACCGCUUAGUAGCGCUGUUGGAAGUAUUCCAAACCUCGCUGCUACCUGAGCGAGAAAAGGAAGCUGAUCUAGCACCUUUGUUCGAUGGAGUUUUGUCUGCGGUCGAACUUAUGUGUCAGCGCAGCGUGGCAGGUUUGGAUCCUGUAGAAGCACUCGUCUUCCGUAUCAACAACUUCAGCUGUCUGCAAGCACCCCUAACACGAUUUCCUGAAGUGACGAAGUGGUAUACUAAAAUGGACCACGAUUUGGAGAAAUGGCUGCGAGAUCUGAGCGAAUUGCAAGCCUCGCGCGUGAUGGAUCGAUGCCGCGUGGCCGUGCUUCUACAACACAUUCAAGAGUAUCAGCAAAGCCAUGCAUCCGUAGCAAUGAAGCCUGACACGUCGCCAGCGGAUACACCUGGCCUUGAUGGCGGGACGAUCACACGAGUAAUGGGCGAUUUUUGCGCGGCACUGACGACUCUGAUGUUCCCUCAGCUUGACAGUCUAGCACAACCUGCACUUUCAGACAAGGCCCGUGCACUUACGUCCGCGACGCUCGCCGACACGUAUGCGUUUAUCUACGAGUUCGUGUACGACGUGAGAAAUGGGUACAUCCCCAGUAAUGAGCCAAUGUCUUCAUCGUCCUCGAGGUCGUCAGACGAACAGAAUCGUCGUGCUGUGCUGCUACAUACGUUUGAAGAAAUUCGCACUCUGCUCGAAAUCGAUGGAGAGGUCAAGUAA